Molecule: messenger RNA, 2992 nt
Organism: Protobothrops mucrosquamatus (brown spotted pit viper)
Lineage: Eukaryota; Metazoa; Chordata; Lepidosauria; Squamata; Viperidae
Exons: 4
Coding region: 232-1158 (308 amino acids)
Source: RefSeq, a predicted model, not a curated record
UCCACCAUUGAAGACUUGGAAGAAAGCUUACGAAAACUGAAGGUUCAGGUGGACAGCUUAGCCUCCAGUCUCACAGUCCAUCCAGAUGGAGAUGACACUUCUGCUCUUGAACAUGUGGCUGACCCAGGUCCCUUAAGUUCCAAGUGGCACCCAUCAGGGCCACCCACUGAGGCUGAAUGCUUACUGAAAGCAAAGCAUCUUGCGAGACCAUUAGAGAAUAACUUGAAUUUGAUGGAUUGGGCCAUUCCAACCUUAAAUUCACCCCCACUGAACGAAAAUUUAGGAUUAUUUGGCACUGCGACUGUGAGUCAGAACUCUCCCCUCUUGGGGGAUCUUGCUGUCCCUUUGAAACUUGGGGCCCCUCACGUGAUUGGCGUCAAGUCUUUGCUGCCCCCCACGGUUCCAGUCCGAGCUUGCUUGCCAGAAAGAUCCUCUUUCACGUUCCGCAGAGGCCGUUCACUUAGUCACUCUGAGGUUACCCGCUCCUGCUCCUUCUCUCCGGAUGCCAAACGCCCGCGCUGGCUCCGGUCACGCUCUCAGUCUCCGAGGCCGGUCUGGAGACCCACCUCGGCUAAGGCUAAUGCCUGUGCUCAACCUCCGCCUCAGCUGGGGAAGCCUAGGGGAGUCAGGAAGAAAAGCAUAUCAAGCAGACAAUCACGGUUGAGGUUCUUCAGGCCAGGAACAUUAGCAUCGAAAUCCUGGCCUUCCACUAAGGCAGUUGGACAGAGGACACCAAGGGAGUCUUGGAGUCCUUACAGUUUGGCUUCUCCGGUGAUCUCCUCGCCCACGGCAGAGGAGAUCAACAAACGAUUCCUGCAGACGCUUUCUGAAAGCACGAUGGGGAGAGACCUGAUUGAAAUGUCUCCGUACCAGAAAAUGCUGGCUCGUCUCCGACUCCAGCGCCUGCGUGUGGAAGAGGGCUGGCUGUUGGAAGUAAAGAGGCAGCAGGAAUUGGAACGGACCCGUGGCCCCAGACCCAAGUGGUACGAAAUGAGGGACUCUCAAUUCCACUACGAAGCCCACAAGAACAACGAGCUUCUGAGAAGCAGCCCAGAGAUACAGUCUGUCUGUGGUUACAGGGAGGCCCUAUCAAGAGCAUCGAAUGAGUUCCAGCAGCAACAGAAGCCCACUUCCACCUCCCUCAAGGCCUACUGGUAAAGCGCCGAAGGGCAUCAGAGGAGAUAGAAGAAAGGCAGUUUCUGCUCUCCAAAAAUCCCGUGUCGACAGAUCACAAUGUUCCCGAGUCUCAUACCUUGAAAAAUGAACCGUGAAUGCCACGGCAUUGCAUUUGGUGGGACCGCAUCCAAAAGAAAAAAAAAUAUUCCAAAUUACUUGGCUCUUUGUUCUCUCUUUAAUUCACCUUAUUUCAAAGGAUACAUUGCAAUGUUUCUGAAGUAAGCUGGGGAGACAAUGGCUAGUGUAUUAGUAAAACCGUACAUGAAAGAAUUACAGAGAAUAUGAAAUGGUUUCUGACUCGCAAGACGAUUAUGACCAUCGCACACAUUCUGAAGCAGGAAUGAAGCCACCGUCAGCUUUCGGGUUUCAAAACAAAUAGCAACAAGCCACAGUGUUACUUGCAUUAUUACAAUUGUCUCUUUUUUAAAAAAACAAAACAAAACACUGCCUUUCUGUUACCUACUUUGGGCUGAGAAAUUUCACUGUUAACUGGGCUAAUUCAAUUCUCAUGCAGGUGGAGGCUCACAUGAUGAAGCCGUAAAACAAAACAUGCAUGGAAAAACAAGCCUUUCAGGAUUCUAGGUGAACUUCAUCUUGAGGGGCUAGUUGUCUAAGAUGCAGGGAUUUAUGGCAGAGACCUUUGCUUGCGUAUCUUAGGUCCACCAUCUCCAGUUGGGUGGUCCCCAAAUCUAUUGGGGUCCGCCUCCCAGGAUGGUCAUGAUAAUACUGUUAUUUUUCAAACAAGUUUGUUUGCUGUGUAACGAAAGGCCCCAAGCUCCAGUUGACUGGCAGUGCUGUAUAAGCUGGUUAGAUGAUCUCAAAGUCCAAUUGUCAACUUGCAAACUACUUUUUCCCCAAAGGGCCAACACAGCUUGGGAACAACGUCUCCGGUGCCCAAUACUUUUUGUGAAAAAGUGCUUCAGGUCGUGUCUUCUGAAGAGAACAUCUGAUUUUGCUGGAUGAUCUCAGGUUUGAGGCAGCCCAGCCACCUCUCUCACAUUUCCAGAAAAGUACAGUACGUCUUCUGCAUAGGUCACAGUUCAGUUCAGGCAGUCCCAGAUGGAUCCAGCCAUGUGUAAUGAUCACUGCGUUUGCACAAUACACACCACCUUGUUCCCAAAGUGACCCCUCUGAGCGUCUUAGCUAUCCUUUGAUAUCUAUCUUUAUCUCUGUUUACGAGGUAAUCGUCUCUGCUACUCCCCAGUAUCUAUGGCAGGGGUGCUCCAUUUUAUUUCCCUAAAUGAUUGCAUGCCCCACAAACAAAUGUAAUUUCUGAUGCCACCCAAAGUAGAACCGGGAUUAAGCAUGUUCAUUGGCCUGCUAGUUUACGGUUCAGUAACCGUAUCUCUCAAUUUUAUUCGGUCACAUAUAAUUAUAUCCUGCCAUUGUUCUGAUCCACCUAUUUCUUGGAAAGUGGAUCCUGGCCCACUACUCAAAGGUUAAUGUGACACUCAGCCUGAAGAAGAAUUUUACAUCCUGGCAGUCUUAACUAUUUCCUUCCAAGAACAGAGCAAAUGCAUAAAUAAAAUGGGAAAUACCGGUGGCCAGUGGUUUUGCUCUCAGUCUCAAGGAAGUCUUUGGAAUUCUAUUAUACGUGCUUAAUUCAGAUGGCAACAGUGUUCAACAACUAAGAUUUGGGGCCACUACCAAGGAAUCAUUUUGGAUCUGCUUUGUGCUUCUAAUUCCUUCCCCCACCCCCGCCAUCAAACUGCAAUAGCUUUUGAAGCAGAAGGACGUUCUUAGAAUUCAGAAUGCAGAUUAGAAGGUGAAAGUUCUCACUUGCAGGUGAGAAAGGAACCAAGAUUCUUUUGCUUUC